CACGAAAGCAACACGAAAUUAAAAUAGUGAGUACUUCGAUAGCACGUGGUGUCACAAUCAGUCAUAACCUAUAUAUUUACACAUUUUUAUAUACAUAUACAUAUACAUUUAAAUAUCAUUUAUAUAAAUAAAGUUUUAAAAAUAAAUAAAAAUGAUCCGGACAUCCAGAGAAGUUUUAGUGACAAGUGAUAAUUCUGGAGACACGUGGAGUGCAUCAGUGUGGGAUCCAGUGACCGGCUCUCAAUUGAAGACGUACAGAAAUCCAUCAGCAAUAAAUCAUCAUUGCCUGAGUAUCCUCAGUGACAGUUACAUGCUAGCAGCAGACAUAAAAAAAUCACGUUUGUAUUUCUGGGCCUUGAAUAGCCAGAUUCCAGUUUCAAAUUUAUCAUCAACGACACCAGGAAAAGUUUCAGCGUUGGCUUGUGCUCCAAACGGCCACUUUCUUGUAGCAGCAAUAAACGAAAACAUAUUUAUCUGGCAGUUAUCUACAGGAAAAUUACUAAGGACACUAUCAAGACACUAUCAGACAGUGACAUGUUUAGUUUUCAGUUCAGACAGUUCGCGUUUUUCCAGUGGUGGUGAAGACAGUCUGGUAUUUCUAUGGGGAUUGACAAGCGUAGUAAAUAAUUACAAUGAUGCUGCUCCUGUUUAUAAAUUUUCACAUCACACUGGUCCAGUCAAAGACAUUUAUAUCGGUAAUUUUUCACAGCGAGCACGUCUGGUCACCGCAUCCUUAGACAGGACAGCAAGAAUUUAUGACACGUGCACUGGAACUCAACUGCUUACGUUAAUAUUUGACGUUCCUCUUACGUCAGUCUGCAUGGAUAUAAUUGAAUGCAAUUUAUUCGUCGGAUGUAUUGACGGUAACAUCAGACAAUUUGAAUUACGAAAUCCACCGCGUAAUUUAGAAUAUCAUGUGUCUGAGGAAAAAAAUUUGGUUGUCUUUAAAGGACACACUGGAAGUGUCACUAAAUUAUCGGUGUCUGUUAAUUGCACGACACUUUUGUCAGCGGGUGCUGAUGGGAAUGUUAAUUUAUGGGAUAUACCAAGUCAGCAAAUUACAAGAACUAUAACCUUGAAGGGACCGGUUGUCACAGCGUUUUUUACACCAGGGUAUUCAAAUUAUCAUGCUGAUAAAUUUAAAUCUAAAAUAUUAGUACGGCCACUCCAGAGCUCGCUUUAUGAAAAUGAUAAAGACGCGGUUUUAGAAACUUUAACUGAUUCUAAUGAUUGUCCGCUUCUCGAUCCUGAGUUUUAUUUUACAAAUAAUUUAUCUGCGGGAAAUGACGAUGACAUCCAGACCAGACUGAUGGAAUCAAAUCACGAGAACAAGAGAUUGAUUAAAAUUAAUAAUGAGUUGUAUAAUAAUUUAAUUAAAAAUAUAAUGUCUCCGAAAAUGAAUGGAUCAUAAAAUAAAUAAACAAUGUCAAUUUAUUGACGUACUUUUAUAAAUAGACUGUUUUAUUUAGCCAGUCUUUGAAUCGCUCUGUUGUAUCUCGAGUACAAUAACAUGUCGCAAGGAAACGGUUGGUUGAAUCUUGUGAAUUUGAAUUUAAAUCCAUUGUCCUGUGGAAGCUGUGUCACUGUAGUCUGGAGCAAUUAAAUUAAUUUAAUUACUCGAUAUUUAUUAAAAUAAUACUGUAAUUUUCUAAUGGCUGUCACAAAAAAUUAUCAAGUUGGUAAAUUUAUUUAAAAUUAAUUUUUUAAUUGAAAUAAAUAGGAAAAAUUGAUGAGUUAUUUUCUUCAUUAAUAAAUUAUAAAUACUCGACUGUUUGGGGAAUCCUUUAAUUAGAUUACGACCACAAAGUAAAAUUAUAUGAAUGUCAUAUCUUGCCUGGGUAGUCAGUGAUGAUUUAUUUCAUCGAAAUAAUUAGAAACUUUGGUAUAAACGCGUAAAAUAAUUAUUUUACGAGGGAGAAUUUGAAUGACUAAUUAUUGAAAAUUACGACAGAGGAUCUAUGGCCUGUAUUUUCCAUGUUCACGACCGGUUUCCACCUACGACUCGUACAGACUCGCUCAUGCAUGUGAAUAGAAUACAUAGAUUUCUAGCCAUUGGUCCUCGUUAGACCCCGCAGAUUCCAUAGAAUAACAUGAAUACUGUACAUACCGUCGGUUCAAUGUGAACACCCACAGCAAACUCUUUCCCAUUAAAAAAAGCUCGGCUCAAGAUCUUCCGCACUCUGCUUUUGGUACAUAUAGGGACUGGUAAUUUUGAUCACGGUUAAAAAAUUAUGACAUAAAAGUAUUAGUUUGUAUGGUACAAUUUGUAUAUACUGACCGCGGUUGUCUAAAUAAACUAAAUAAUUAGAAAAAAGAGUAAUAUAAUUUUUGUCGUUGAUAAAUGCCAGCACGUGGUCUCCGACGCGUAUUGCUGGGUUCCAGUUCUUCAGCAUAUGAUUGAGCUGAGUUAUUGCUGAUCCACUGAGUAAGACAUUUCCU
This is a messenger RNA of Microplitis mediator, 2439 nucleotides long. Its product is annotated as WD repeat-containing protein 18. Gene Ontology annotation, cellular component: nuclear pre-replicative complex. Gene Ontology annotation, molecular function: protein binding. The record is from RefSeq and is a predicted model, not a curated record. Lineage: Eukaryota; Metazoa; Arthropoda; Insecta; Hymenoptera; Braconidae. Gene Ontology annotation, biological process: rRNA processing; DNA-templated DNA replication. The transcript has a single exon. The coding region runs from base 152 to 1411 and encodes 419 amino acids.